Molecule: messenger RNA, 1068 nt
Organism: Pelecanus crispus (Dalmatian pelican)
Lineage: Eukaryota; Metazoa; Chordata; Aves; Pelecaniformes; Pelecanidae
Source: RefSeq, a predicted model, not a curated record
AACAUGCGCAUAAGAUGUCUGAGUGGAGACACGUACUACAGCAAAGCAGGCAAGAAAUUUGCCGGCCAGGUUCUGGAGAAGUUUAUCCUGAUUGAUUGUGACCAAGUUCUUGCUGGUACCUACAGUUUCACCUGGCUUUGCAGCCAAGUCCACACCAGCCUGGUGACUCACUUCCGUGGUCAAAUUGUUGCGGAGUUUGACAAGGAAUUCCGGUACUUGUAUGCAGAGUCCAGAGCAGUGACCAGCUUCUGUGUGCCAGAUCCUGGAACGUGCCCCUCUUCUCAGAAUACCUCAAACGUUGCCAACUCCCUUCUAAAACCCACACAGGUGAAUGAUGCUGAAACGUCGAGCCCCUCCAGCAGCCUUUCCAAUGUGAGCAUCAGAAGCAUCAAAGUGUCUCCCUUUCUGAAAAACUCCAGCUGCAACGUACACCAGGAAAAGCAAGAUUCAAGCUCUGAUUCUGGUAAUAAGAAGGGGAAGGAAGACACAUCUCUGAAGCCCGCUUGCCCUAAGCAGCAAGGCGAACCACCAGACUCACCGAACAGUCCUCCCAAUAAAUCCACCCCAGCCUUGUAUCACAAAUCAAAUCUCAUCACAGGAAGGACAUUCUUGCAGCCGGAGCCUUCCCCUGCCCUGAGCUCCAAUAAACCUGGUUAUGAAGGGGACAGUAAGGCUGACAGCAGCCACUGCUCCCCACUGAGGCAGGAGCAGACGUCGCAGUCCCUUUCAGAGGGUGCCAGUAGCGACGGGACAAGCAUGAAGCAGAAAGGGCCUGCUGCUACUUCCAGGGAAGCGACAGCAGAAAAUGACAGCGCUUUUUAUGGGAUAGAAAAAAGGCAGAGUCCCGGACAAGGAAAAUUGGACCUGCUGUCCCCAUACAGCCAGCCAAAACGAGAUAAAAAGCCUGUAGUUCCUUGCUACGAUAAACUCCCUGAGGACAUGCUGAUGGAAAAGAGCAGCACAUACGGGGCUGAGAAGAGACUGACUCUUGGGCACAGUAAGCUGGAUCUGAUCACCAAGUACAACAAGCUAAAAUCUAAACACAUACACAGUCGGUUCGAACUCUGA